AUGGAGCAAGCCUCCAAGUUCGCAAACGCAUUCCAGUCCGAUGCACUCAUUGAGAUUUCUUUGGCGGAUGGCGGUCACUUCACUGUCCAGCGGGCACUCCUCUGUGAUGCCUCCGAGUACUUCCGGUCUGCUCUGCUUGGCGGAUUUGCGGAAGCGCGGGACAAGACACUUCGACUGCCUGGCUGCGACACCAAAGUCUUCGAGCUUCUGUUGUACUGGAUAUGCAAACACAGCCUUCCGGAUGUGACGCAAAUGCGAAUCAUCUCUGAUGAAGACGAUGAGAGCGAGCAUCGUUGUGAUGUUACUUGCCACGGGCACCUUUGUGAUGAUCCUUGCUACGAGCAACAGGCCAUCCUGGCACGACUAUGGCAUGCGGCUGGCAUGUAUCUCUUGCCUGACCUUCAGAAUGCGGCCAUGAAUUGUUUGCUCGAUAUGCUUGUUCACUGCUUUUUGGGUCAGUUGGCGAUGGAGACAGCCUUCGAAAUGGGUUCAUCGAACUGCAUCUUUCGCAAAGUUUUACUUGAGGAAUUUGUUCACGAGUUCUUCGAGUAUCCUGACAGGUACACUUUCGGGAACAUCAUGAACGACUUCUCCAGCAUACCCGACUUCUUCGCCGCCUUUGCURUCAUGAUGCGACAGGAUACCCAAGAUGGCAAGAAUCGGAGUACGUGGGGAUCAGCAACGACGAAGAAAGCGCUGCGGCUCAGCUGCAUGGUGCCCAUUGUGCCCCAAACUUUGCGUUAG
Molecule: messenger RNA, 744 nt
Organism: Ramularia collo-cygni
Lineage: Eukaryota; Fungi; Ascomycota; Dothideomycetes; Mycosphaerellales; Mycosphaerellaceae
Exons: 2
Coding region: 1-744 (247 amino acids)
Molecular function (GO): protein binding
Source: RefSeq, a predicted model, not a curated record